Molecule: messenger RNA, 2679 nt
Organism: Penicillium daleae
Lineage: Eukaryota; Fungi; Ascomycota; Eurotiomycetes; Eurotiales; Aspergillaceae
Exons: 4
Coding region: 1-2679 (892 amino acids)
Biological process (GO): signal transduction; regulation of GTPase activity
Cellular component (GO): cytoplasm
Source: RefSeq, a predicted model, not a curated record
AUGGAGGAAACACGGUCCAUCGAUGAGGCUGCCAGUGAGACAUAUGCGGAACCUACCGAGCCAUUGUACGGAAGAACAGACGGCCAUGGUGAUAAUGCACGUACCGAGUCAUCACCCACGGAUCAGCCGGCUGCCAUAGACAACCUUAUUCUUCCCUCGAGCACUUACCGGAGCAGUCGCCAACUGAAUGGACAGCGUGAUAACGACGCCGACGAAGGCGGCGAAUUCCUGAUUCCUCUCACCUUCGAUCCCUCAGAGGCCCUUCGCUCAUCCUCCAAUACACAAUCUCAGCAAGAAUUGCCCCGCGACUACUUUGGCCAAAUCGGAUCUGGCGAUUCAUCUCUCAGAACUUCUCGCGACGGCCGAGAUUACACGUUAGAACCUCCAUCCCGUGUCUCCUCGGAACAUCCAUCUCCCCACAUCGCAUACCAAGAGAAAGGUCGGGAAGCGCGUGAGACCGACUCCAGUCGACGUGACAUGGAAUCCCGAAACGGAUGGACGGAGAAGCCCUCCACAUCUCACUCUGAAAGAGCAGCACGCCUCGGAAAGUCAGAGUCCGCUCGUAGCUCCCGAUCCGAUCUGCCAUUGGCGCUGAGAGACAUGAGUGCUUUCUCUGGAGCGACUAGCCCUGAUAGCAACCGGUCGAAGGAAGUCACUGGGUUGGAUGGUGCUACACCGGGCUCUGCGCGUCCUUCAACCGAGCUACGCAGACCCCACGAGCACACAAAUAUGGAUUCGAGCCGUUCGCAGCCUGCUUCAAGCAUGGCAUACCCACCUAAGCGGGGCGAUUCACUUGAGGGCAAGCACCAUCAGAUCCCACGGAAGGACAUUGGUGCCUCACCUACAUCCUCCGCUUACGGGGGAUCUCCCAGGCUACCUGAUAGCAUCACCGAGCAGCAGAAACACAACCUCACCUUGGUCAGCAACACACUGGACGGCGCGGGCUCGCCGUCCCAAACCCGCUACGGCAGCGAAUUCUCCCAAGACGAUGAUCAAACCAGCGAAUCCUUCCUCCGACGCAUGUCUAAUUCCGUCCGGCAUGGUCGAAGCUUCAGUGACAAGAGUGUGCGCCUCGGGAAAGACAGCAAAUUCCCCCGCUCACCUGCCAAUGGCAGCUCCAUUGGAACGGAUAUCGGCAGCCCUACGGCCAGCACCGCCCAAGCCGAGGAAAUUGCCUGGCUUCGUAAUGAGCUACGCAAGGAACGUCAGCGUGUGUCGGAGAUGGAGGCCGCCGUCCGCGUCACUGCAGAUGUCAAGCAAGUCAACACCGAGCUCUCGGAGAAGCGAUCCACCAUGGUUGUUCUCGAUGCCCAGAGAGAAAUCGUUCUGCGGGAGCUCACGGUCCUAACGGAACAUUUGGAAGCGGAGAAACGUGGUGCUGCUGGUGGACCUCUAGACCUUGGAAAGCUCUCGAACCGUGUCCUUCGUGAACUUGCAGAGUCCAUUCACAAACUCAAGGCGUCCUACACUCCGCAAAUCGAGGAGCUUAUCCAAAAACGCAGUGAUUUGACGGAAGAGCUCGCCAAUCUCAAUCGGCAAAAGGAAAAGACCUUCCAAGAAUUUGAGCAGCUUUCGUCCAAGAACGCGCAGCUGGCCGAGCUGAACAACACACUCGUGCACCAGAUUCAGGGACUUUACAAGACCAGCUCUGAUGUUCACCGUGGUGCGAAUGGACUGGGAAUCAUCUCGCACAGCAAGGACAGAUCCAUUGGCUCGCUCGAAACUCUGAAGCCAUCCAUUGACAGCCUUGCGCCGUCUAUCUCGACUGCUCACAUUUCUGACGAUAUCGAGACGCAGACUGCCACGGCUACAGUUGUGCCUGGCCCUCAGGUUGUUAACUUGCGCAAGGGCAAGUUCAUGAACUGGAAAAAGGGCGGUCAGAAUGUUGCCAAGGGUGUCAAGGGUCUCAAGGGAGCCUUCAUGUCCAGCGAAAAUGCAGAGGGUGGCGGUGGUCUUCCUCGUUCUCAGACACAGGAUCCUAGCCGACAGGGCUUUGGAUUCUUUGGAAACCAACGCAGUAAGCAAGGCGGCAAAAUGUCGCAGGCCGACAGCGUGCCGGUCUUGGCCGAAGCCGUUGGAGGUGGUCUCUUCGGUACGGAUCUGGAAGUGCGCAUGGAGCAUGAGAAGAGCAUUAUUCCGGCGAUUGUUACCCGGUGCAUCCAGGAGGUCGAGUUACGAGGCAUGGAUAUGGAGGGCAUUUAUCGCAAAUCUGGUGCAGCCUCCGCCAUUCAGGGUAUUCGCGACGGCUUUGAACGCUCUCCAUUCGAUUAUGACAUUUCCGACCCUGACCUUGACAUUCAUGCUGUCACUUCUGCUCUCAAGCAGUACUUCCGCAAGCUCCCAAUGCCGCUGAUUACCUAUGACUGUUACGAUAAGAUCAUCGACUCGUCUGAGAUCACACACACCCCUGCACGAGUUGAGCUUUUACAAAAAUAUUUGGCUGAAUUGCCCCGUGUGCACCGCGACGUUCUAGAGUUCCUGGUCUUCCAUCUGAAGCGUGUGGUUGAGCGCCAAGAUGAGAAUCUGAUGACCAGCCAGAAUAUCGCCGUCGUCUUUGCGCCGACCAUCAUGCGGCCUGAGAGCUUGGCCCGCGAGAUGACGGAUGUGCAAAAGAAGAAUGAUAUUCUCAAGUUCCUAGUCGAUAAUUGUCAGGACGUCUUCAUGGGCAUGCAGACUUAA